CAAGGCUCCCUAAGGAACCUUUUCCCGAGAAAAAGAAAUCUUGGAAUAAUCUUCAGUAUUUGUUUUCUGUCCGUCCAUUGCACUUUGGAUUGUUUAUUUUGUGCUAUACUAUAGACCACAAAGACUUUCAAGGACUGUAAGACAAAGGAGCACUGUAUUACCUAGUGCAUGUGAGUGGUACUCUACCCCACACUGGAACCCCCCACCAAAGAAGGGCACUGGGUCAAGGCACAAGCUAUUACACAGUAGAUCACCUCAUCAGGCCUCCACCAUGGAAGAGCUCAUAUGGGAGCAAUACACUGUGACCUUGCAAAAGGAUAGCAAAAAAGGUUUUGGCAUAGCAGUGUCUGGAGGAAAAGAUAAUCCGCAUUUUGAAAAUGGGGAACCUUCCAUUGUCAUUUCUGAUGUUCUUCCUGGUGGUCCGGCUGAUGGCAUCCUACAAGAAAAUGAUCGAAUGGUCAUGGUCAACGGAACACCUAUGGAUAAUGUUCUGCAUGCAUUUGCAGUGCAACAGUUAAGAAAGUGUGGAAAAACUGCUGUGAUUGUAGUGAAAAGACCCCGUAAGGUUCAAGUAACAGCAUUAAGGCGAGCCCCCUCUCCUGAACUUCAUUCUAGGGCAUUUGAUAUAAUGGAUGAUGAACAUCUUGAUAACAGAAGUGCACACAGCGGUUACAGUGAAAGCUGGCAGAGUGGCAAUGGUCGACGUAGUAGAGAAUGCAGUCCAGACAUAGUUUAUAGUAAGGAGCAAGAAAGAGGUCGUUCAUAUGACAGAGACCCUGGUUACGUUCGUGGAAGGAGUAGAGAACGAGAUUUGGAUGAUGAAAGAGAACACAGAAGGGAGAGAAGCCAAGGCAGAAGCAUUGACCGCGAUAUGAGUGAGGAACAGAAGCGUAGGCGAGAUCAAGGAAGGAGUGUAGACAGGGAAGAGUCCUUUGACCGUAGAUACAGUGGGGACUACAGUCCAGAUCGAGGCAGUAAUCGGAGAUCCCAACUUGAUUACAGAAAUGAAAGGGAAGUGCUUCACCGCAGCAGAGAUAGGCUUCAGUCUCAUAGCCCAUCUCCUGAACCAUCCCGGCAAUCUGCCCGAAAAGGCCAAGAGAAACCAAUCAAUGUAUUGCUUUCUAAAAAGAGGCAAAACGAAGAGUAUGGUUUGCGACUGGGUAGCCAAAUAUUUAUCAAAGAAAUGACCGAGAUUGGGCUGGCAAUGAGAGAUGGCAAUUUACAUGAAGGAGACAUUGUUCUUAAGAUUAAUGGUACAGUAACUGAAAACAUGUCUCUAACUGAUGCCCGGAAACUAAUUGAGAAAUCACGAGGGAAACUGCAGUUAGUUGUGCAGAGAGACGCUAAUCAGACACUAAUAAACGUUCCUUCUCUGGAUGACAGUGACUCCGAUAUCGGCGAUGUAUCUGAAAUAGAAUCCAACCGUUCAAGCUCCCCUCUAGAUGACAGAAGAUUGCAGCUUUCAGACUCUCAUUCCUCCAAUGAGAAACUGAAAGAAAAGCCAAGUACUAAAGAGGAUCCUCCCAACAGACUUGCUAAGAUGGGUGCCAUGCCCACUCCUUUUAAAGUGUUGAAUAGAGCUGAAUCACCAGGUCCGGUUUCUGUAAGCCCAGUUCCAGAGCCCAUCACAAAGACAUUAAGUUUAGAGGAUGUUCAAGAAGACUUUAAACCUAAAGCCACUCCCAAGAUUUUUUUGCAACCAAGUCCAGAAGAUCUAGAAACCUAUGGACCCAACACAAAAAUGAUCAGAUUUCGAAAAGGAGAUAGUGUUGGCAUGCGUCUUGCUGGUGGUAAUGACGUAGGUAUAUUUGUUGCGGGUGUUCAGGAAGGCAGUGCUGCUGAGCAGGAAGGUCUUCAAGAGGGUGAUCAACUACUUAGGGUAAACACACAAGAUUUUCGUUGCAUCGUUCGAGAAGAUGCUGUUCUUUAUUUGUUGGAAAUGCCAAAGGGUGAAGAAGUAACAAUUUUAACCCAAAGUAAAUAUGACGUAUACAAAAAUAUUCUUGCAUGUGGCCGUGGGGAUUCAUUCUUUAUAAGAACCCAUUUUGAAUAUGAAAAAGAAGGUCCACAGUUCCUAGGAUUCACAAGAGGCGAGAUAUUUAGGGUGGUUGACACACUGUACGAUGGAAAACUGGGCAACUGGCUGUCUGUCAGGAUUGCCAAUGAACUGGAGAAAGGGCUUAUUCCUAGUAAAAGCAGAGCUGAUCAGCUAGCCAGUGUGCAGAAUGCCCAAAGAACAGGGGUGGCUGGGGACCGUGCAGAUUUCUGGAAGAACCGAGCCCAAAGAGCUGGGGCAAAAAAGAACGCUAAGAAGGGUCGUGAUGAUGUAACCUCACUCUCAUGGAUUAGCACCAGAUUCCCUUCCUAUGAGAAGGUUAUGCUGAGGGAAGCUGGCUUUAAAAGACCUGUUGUGGUGUUUGGUCCAAUAGCCGAUGUAGCUAUGGAGAAAUUGGCUGCAGAUAUGCCAGACAUAUUUCAAAUAGCUAAGACUGAACCUAAAGAUGCUGGCGCGGAAAAAUCGAAUGGUAUAGUGCGGUUAAAUACAGUGCGACAGAUUAUUGAACAGGAUAAACAUGCUCUUAUGGAUGUUACCCCUAAAGCAGUGGACUUGCUCAACUACACUCAGUGGUUCCCUAUUGUGGUGUUGUUUAAUCCAGACAGCAAGCAGGGAGUAAAGACUAUGAGGCAAAGAUUGAGCCCAACAUCAAAUAAAAGUUCUCGUAAGCUGUAUGAGCAAGCAAAUAAGCUGAAGAAGACGUGUGCUCAUCUUAUUACAGCCACUAUUAAUUUAAAUUCUUCAAAUGACAGCUGGUAUGGAAGCUUGAAGGAUGUGAUCAAAGACCAACAGAGAGAAGCUGUCUGGGUAUCAGAAGAAAAGGCAGAUGGAAUAGAUGAGGAUGAUGACCGAAUGUCAUACCUGACUGCAAUGGGAGCUGACUACUUAAGUUGUGACAGCAGACUAAUAAGUGACUUUGAAGACACUGAUGGAGAAGGUGGGGCCUAUACGGACAAUGAGCUGGAUGAGGUUGUGGAGGAUCCGUUACCAGUUUCAGCUAUUAGCCGGUCAUCUGAACCUGUACAAUCUGAAGAGGCUGUAGUUAAACCCAUGCCUGAACCAAGAAGUCACAUGAAAAGAGCUGGCAGCAGAGAAGUCCUCCGAGAGCCAAGCCCUCCUCCAUUUAAACCAGAACCACCAAAGGUAAAGCCUCUAGGCAAAGAUGAUCUUUAUGAUAUGCCUCGCAGUUAUGAUGCGAAACGAAGCAGCUCCAGUGUAGCCAGCAGUGAAACCUCAGGUGCAUCUGCCAAAGCUAUGCCCCCUCCUGUUGCUGCUAAACCUGUGAUUGGUGGGAAGCCAAUACUGAAACCUCCUGUUACAAUAACCACCUCAACUGGAAUUGAAGAUGAUUACCAGGAAGAGGAAGUGUUAAAUCCUCCUAAGUCUGUAUUGGGAAAAGUGAAAAUAUUUGAGAAAAUGGAUCACAGUGCAAGGCAACAAAGGAUACAGGAACUACAUGAAGCACAAAAUGCACGGUUGGAGCUGGCCCAAAAACUCCCUGAUAUCUAUGCUGUGCCUAUAAAGCCACAGAAACCUGAACAGGAUCGACUUCAACCAACAAGUUCUCGUUCUCCCGAGCCCCAGAAACCUCCUGCUUGGUCAUACCUGGACAAGAAAGGAAGUUACGGAAGUGAUGAAGAGGAGGAAGAUUAUAGACGCCAGUUGUCUGACCAUUCAAAGAGAGGGUUUUAUGGGCAGCCAACAAAAUACAGGGAUACUGAAUUGUGAACUUCUGCUAAGAAUAUGGGAUACAGUGUAUCUUGGUUAUUAUUGUACAGUUCUUUUUUUAGUACAUACUUGAAUAAAGAUUAUCUUGUUAGGUUCAAUUUAACAUGUAAUUUGUGAGUAGGAAUUUACUGACCUUUUGCACUCUGUUCUUCUAGGUUUAUUAUAUUAAUCAUGCAUACUAAACUGGUAAACCACAAUAAAAUAUAUUGGGGCAUUUUAGUACAGUGUAAAUAUAAUAUAUAUAUUCUUUUUUUUUUUUUUUUACUGGUCUACAUUUAUGGAA
Messenger RNA from Hyla sarda, 4067 nucleotides. RefSeq names its product tight junction protein ZO-2-like. Gene Ontology annotation, molecular function: cell adhesion molecule binding. Gene Ontology annotation, cellular component: bicellular tight junction; plasma membrane. NCBI's taxonomy places the organism in Eukaryota, Metazoa, Chordata, Amphibia, Anura, Hylidae. Gene Ontology annotation, biological process: cell-cell junction organization; protein localization to cell-cell junction; cell-cell adhesion. The coding region runs from base 272 to 3784 and encodes 1170 amino acids. The transcript is spliced from 24 exons. The record is from RefSeq and is a predicted model, not a curated record.